Molecule: messenger RNA, 1340 nt
Organism: Bactrocera latifrons
Lineage: Eukaryota; Metazoa; Arthropoda; Insecta; Diptera; Tephritidae
Gene: Oscillin
Product: glucosamine-6-phosphate isomerase
Exons: 6
Coding region: 510-1340 (276 amino acids)
Biological process (GO): N-acetylneuraminate catabolic process; carbohydrate metabolic process; N-acetylglucosamine catabolic process
Cellular component (GO): cytoplasm
Molecular function (GO): identical protein binding; glucosamine-6-phosphate deaminase activity
Source: RefSeq, a predicted model, not a curated record
UGUUCGCACUGAGCACAACAGUGGUAAAGAGUGCGGUUAUUAAAAUUUUAGAACAAAUAAAAACAAUAAACUUGUUUUGCAACUCAUAAAAAACAUCUAAGCAGUAGAGUGCAAUUAAAAUUGCGAAAAUUUAGUUUGAAAAUUUCUCGAAAACAAGCCAAAAGUGUUCAUUUCGAAGAAACGAAACCUGCUAUAGACAUAAAUACCAUAUACUGCCGUGUAUCUACGUCUAUAAAAACUAUAUCUUAUAAUUGUCCGAUAUCAGCGGUUCCAACAAAUAAACAGCAUCUUUGGGAAACUGAGUGACUCAUACUCUACCAUUAUAUACGACUAUAAUCCGUAGCCAUUCCCAAGACAGUCGCGUUAUAGUAACCGGAAUGGCCUCCGAUUUUUUUCCGACCAAGGACUGUCAACAGCAUUCCUCGAAAUUACUUUAACAGUAUUUACUGACGUUASAACAACAAUAAAAACAGCAAUAAUAACGGGUAAUCCGAGUAGAGUAACUUAAGAUGAAAUUAGUGAUCUUGGAUACUGCCGACUCAGUUGGAGUUUGGGCUGCCAAAUAUGUGAUGAAACGUAUUAAUGACUUUAAGCCCGGCCCAAACAAAUACUUCGUUUUGGGUCUACCCACCGGAAGCACACCACUUGGUAUGUAUAAAAAACUGAUUGAAUUCCACAAAGCCGGCAAAGUCUCCUUCGAGUUUGUGAAAACGUUCAAUAUGGACGAAUACGUAGGCAUACCACGUGAUCACCCCGAAAGUUAUCACUACUUCAUGUGGAACAAUUUCUUCAAACACAUCAAUAUCGAUCCUAAGAAUGCGCACAUUUUAGACGGCAAUGCUAAGGACUUACUUGCCGAAUGCCAACAAUUCGAGACAAUGAUUCGCGAGGCGGGUGGAGUGGAGCUCUUCAUCGGUGGUAUCGGACCGGAUGGACAUAUAGCCUUUAAUGAACCUGGCAGUUCGUUGGUAUCACGUACACGUGUGAAAACAUUGGCACAGGACACAUUAGAGGCAAAUGCGCGUUUCUUCGAUAACGACAUGAGUAAGGUGCCCAAACAGGCGCUAACGGUGGGUGUCGGUACCGUCAUGGAUUCGAAGGAAGUGAUGAUAUUGAUUACGGGUGCGCACAAAGCAUUCGCCUUGUACAAGGCGAUCGAGGAGGGUGUAAAUCAUAUGUGGACAGUGAGUGCCUUCCAGCAACAUCCCAAUACGUUGAUGCUUUGCGACGAGGAUGCCACGCUGGAGUUGAGGGUUAAGACGGUGAAGUACUUUAAGGGUAUUCUCCGAGAUGUACAUGAAAAAAUGAUUGGAGAGGAAGCUGAAUUAAACGUGCAAUGA